GUACACUUUGCUUUGUUGUGACACAAUCAAUUUGACAGCAUAACAGCUGAUUCUACAAAACUAACUUGCCACUUACCAACAAAUAUCUAACGUGUAUACGUUUGCAAUUUUAGCUCUAGCUAUUUAUUAUAUGUACGUAUGUAUGUAAAUACAAUUUUUGCAUAAUUAAUUUUCUUAGUAUGAGCAACAUUACUUUGAAUUGUUAAAAAUUGACCCUUUCUUAGCAGAAAAAAAUUCAAGCAGCUGAAAUUGUUUAGACAAUAUUCCACCGAUGUUGCCUCAAAAACAGCUGAAUGCCAAAAAGUACAUAAUUUUGCUGGGUCUCUGUGUGUUGGCAUUUUUACCAUUUCUACGAUUAAUCCGAAUUGGUUCGUCGAAUAUGGGGCACUGUAUAUUUUGUGAGAUUUCUGCAGGAAAACAACCCAAUACUGUGAUCGAAUAUGAAAAUGAGGAUUUUGUUAUAUUUAAAGACAUAAAGCCAUCAUCAACUUACCAUUACUUGGCUGUUCCAAAGCGGCAUGUAGAGAGUUUGAAAGCUUUGACAAAGAAUGAUAUAGGAUUAGUGGACAGCAUGGAACAAGGUCUAAAGUCCUUUUUUGAAAAGAAUAAUAUCAGUACAACAGAUGCUUUAUUUGGUUUUCAUCUGCCGCCUUUCAUUACCGUAAAACACCUGCAUAUGCAUGGAAUAGCUCCACGGUCCACGAUGUCGUUUGUGCAUAGGAUGAUGUUUAAAACGGGAUCCGCGUGGUUUAAAACGGUUGAAGACGCGCGACAAUAUUUACAAGAAAAGGCUUAAAAGCUUGCUAUAUAUAUGUAUAUAAAUUAUAAUAUAUAUAUAUUACAUAUAUAUAAAACUAAUAUAUAUUUUUUAGAAACCGGAAAUAGAUUUAAAAUCAAAAUAUACUGCAAGUCAAAGAAGAAUUUAAUUGAAUCCAAAGGUAUAGGUUUGAGGUUUAAUUUGACAGUUAUUGCAAGAAAUAUAUUAAUUGAAAUAAUUAUUAUAAUUAUAAAUAAAAAAUAAUUUUUAAAGCUAUGA
This is a messenger RNA of Bactrocera oleae (olive fruit fly), 1036 nucleotides long. Its product is annotated as adenosine 5'-monophosphoramidase HINT3. Gene Ontology annotation, molecular function: catalytic activity. The record is from RefSeq and is a predicted model, not a curated record. Lineage: Eukaryota; Metazoa; Arthropoda; Insecta; Diptera; Tephritidae.